Messenger RNA from Polypterus senegalus (gray bichir), 4142 nucleotides. Its product is annotated as inhibin beta B chain-like. Gene Ontology annotation, molecular function: cytokine activity; growth factor activity. Bases 1030 to 2193 code for a protein of 387 amino acids. Lineage: Eukaryota; Metazoa; Chordata; Cladistia; Polypteriformes; Polypteridae. Gene Ontology annotation, biological process: BMP signaling pathway; SMAD protein signal transduction. The transcript has 2 exons. Gene Ontology annotation, cellular component: extracellular region. The record is from RefSeq and is a predicted model, not a curated record.
CUGAGGGCCCAGUUGGUGGAACUUCCCACGUGGUUUCAAGUCCCGUAUAAAAAGUUUCAGUGUAUAGUGGCACAAUUUCGAGAUCGCGAGGCAAAGUAGAAAGCCGACCCCCCUGAUACGUGUUUAGACCGAACGACAUGUGGACUCUUUUGGCUCGGGAAUAUAACGAACCAAAAUAAAUCCCAGGGAAAGGCGGUAAAGAUCAAAAAGUUGAACAAGCGAAACAAAACUGCGUGAAGAGUGACAGACUGGCAGACAGACAAACAGACAGACGGGCAGGCUCUGGAUAUCCCGAGAGCGGUGGUUUCAAAUUCACUGCGCUUUCUUUUUUUUGGAGAUUUCGUCCGUGCGAAGCCUUUGCAUUGGGUCAGUGAACAACUUUAUCAUCUUUUCCCUUCCUCGCUCUCCGUUUCUUUCUUUUUUUUUUUGUUUUGUUUUGUCUGCUGUCUUCAAUGAUUUAGUUUUCAUGUUUCACUUCCACCAUGGCUUGACACGUCAGGUUCUGCUUAGACGUGCCAGUCUUCGGUAUAAAAGGGCUGCCGGGGAGAGACAGGAUUCCGGUCAAGCUUUCGGGCUGAGUUUCACUUUGGAGCUCGAAAAAGCAACCCGUUUGUUUUGUCCCGAGGAGUCGCAUUGUCGCCUUGUGUCUGCACCUGAUCGGAUUCUUUUUUUUAUCCUGUGACACUUAAAGUAACCAAAGACUCGAUAGAACCCACUGAGGGGGCAACGACCAAGCGAAUGUAAAGGGAUUAUCAUCUCGUGCCUCUAAUCUGUAAUAACUGCACGUAUGGAAGACGCGAUCGCAGCUCCCUGAGCGGACUCUUUGGAUUUGGUGCCCCUGCGAACAGCUGAGUCCUUCCUCCAUGGACCAUCUUUGUUAACUUUGGGAUUUCUGUUUCGGAUGCGAUAAUCACCUUCUUUUAAUUAAGAGCCCCCGGGCGUUUGUGUGAUUUUUUUUUUGGUUUUACGGCGCAUUCUGGUUUUGAUUAUUUAUUUAUUUAUUUAUUAAUUUAUUUAUUUUUUGUAGCCAUGUGCCGUCUGCCUGUCAAAGCGCUUUGCCUUUUGGUGUGCGUAGUCAGCACCACCGGCACACCGGCGCCCGGGACUGAAGCGCAAACGGAGUCUCCGAACACUUGCGCUUCUUGCGGGAUCGGGCAGCCAGAAGAGUCGGGCCGGGUCGACAAGGAUUUUUUGGAAGCGGUGAAACGACACAUUCUGAACCGGUUACAAAUGAGGGACAGACCCAACAUCACUCAUCCCAUCCCGAAGGCGGCGAUGGUAACCGCGCUGAGGAAGCUGCACGCUGGCAAAGUCAGGGAGGAUGGCAGGGUGGAGAUCCCCAACUUGGACGGGCACGCCACCUCCAAUAACGAGAUCCAGGAGCAGACGUCCGAGAUCAUCAGCUUCGCCGAGGCAGAUGAGCUGGCAUCGUCCAAGUCCAGCCUGUACUUCUUGAUUUCCAAUGAAGGAAACCAGAAUCUCUUUGUCACCCAAGCCAGCCUGUGGCUUUACUUUAAAGUGCUGCCGUCCAACUCGGAGAAGGGCAGCCGGCGGAAGCUGACCGUGAAAGUCUACUUCCAAGAGGCCGCCUCGGCUGGCAAGUGGAACGUGGUGGAGAAGCGGGUGGAGCUGAAGCGCAGCGGCUGGCACACGUUCCCGCUGACAGAAGCCGUUCAGAUGGUCUUUGAGCGGGGCGAGCGGAGGCAGGACCUGGAGGUUCACUGUGAGGGCUGCGAGGAUGCGGCGGUCCUCCCCAUUUUAGUGACCCCCGACGACGAGUCCCACCGGCCGUUCCUGGUGGUCCGGGCUCGGGCGGCCGACAACAAGCAUCGGAUUCGGAAGCGAGGCCUGGAGUGCGACGGAAGGACCAACCUUUGCUGCAGGCAGCAGUUCUAUAUUGACUUUCGCCUCAUCGGCUGGAAUGACUGGAUCAUAGCGCCCUCGGGGUACUACGGGAAUUACUGCGAGGGCAGCUGUCCGGCUUACAUGGCCGGCGUGCCAGGGUCGGCGUCCUCGUUUCACACGGCCGUGGUGAACCAGUACAGGAUGCGGGGGAUGAGCCCGGGCUCCAUGAACUCCUGCUGCAUUCCCACGAAGCUCAGCACCAUGUCCAUGUUGUACUUCGACGACGAGUAUAACAUCGUGAAGAGAGACGUCCCCAACAUGAUCGUGGAGGAGUGCGGCUGCGCUUAGCGAGGACCGGGGAUCACUGGGGAGUCCAGUCAGCCAAUGGGAGAGGAGUAUAAAGAACACAAUAAUAUUUAUGAACAUUUGGGAGAAUAUAUACUUUCAUAUAUAUAUAUAUAUAUUUAUAUUUGCUAUCUUCCUACACAAAGACCUUUUUCACUCUGCCAAUUUCAGGAUAAUCUUGAUAUACAUUUAUAUAUAUAUUUUUUUUUCUUUUUUCUCUAUUUGUUUAAAAAAAGAACAAAAAAAAACGCUUAACUUAAGAUCAUCAUGAUCAGGAUGAUCGGCGAGGACAAUAACGGCUGGACGGAAUCGAGCAGAUGCUUCGUUGUUUGGGGAUGUUCAAAGCCUUUAUUCCACGGACAUUUUCAAAAUGGAGUGUGGUGGAACCAUUUACGAAAUGGGAGCCUCGCCACUUGGGGCCGAUGGACUUUACGGCGUCAGCUCCCUGAGAUCCUCUUUAUGCAAUUUUCAGCACUUCCUGAGAGGAAUGGCGGACGCCUCGGUGAAAUACGACAUACAAUAUGAGAUAUUGUGUCCGUGCCCCCGUGGUUUCCCUGCCUGUGGCCCACCUGGGGUGGGGGGGAGGAACAGGACUUCUGUCUAAAAUCCGCUAAGGGCGUCACCUCUAGGGGGCGCAAUCCAGGAAGAGGCGGAAUCAGGGCUUUACCGCGGGACUUCCCAGCCGCCCCUUCUGAGGUUUCCCUGAGGAAGAAUCCCCCGGGGGGCUCGAGGCAGCGCAGGUGUCUCCUGGAAGGACGGCCACACCGCUCAGCUGGCCUUGGCGUAACGCAGCACCUGCGGACUCCUCGGUGCACGGACUUUAGCACUUGCAGAUCUAAAUGCCUUCAAAAAGGGUACUUGAAAAUAAAAUGCACUUACCUUCCCACGCCGUUUCAGUGCCACCACGUGAGCUAUGCAAUCUGACGUACCCACCCACACCCGGCAAACUCGACCUUUUUAUUGUUUUCCUCUUCUCGAUACUUGAAAUGUGAUCAUUCGCUUCUUCUUCCAGGAAAGGCAAUGGUUCUUACAAUGUUUGCACUGAAAAGUUGCGCGAUUAGUUUGAAAGAAAGAAAGAAAGAAAGAAACUGCCACUGAAAAGAAAAAGAAAAAGAAAAAAAAUGAAGUCUUAUUUUUAUAGAUGCAAAUUGAAUUCUGUUCAAAGUGUAUUAUAUACCUAAUAAUGGAACCAAAGAGGCCACUUGGUCCGAUGUCUGGAGAUGGCCGGCCGUCGGGUGAGCAGUGCAGAGGCCUACCUGCUCUUUCAGGGUACGAGAUGUCGGCGCUUCUCUGCUGUUUUCUUUGCUUUGGUUUGGCUUUCGAAUUCGACACCUUAGCAGACCAGGCCUGUCACCAUUGUGUAGAAACUUUGAAUUCUUGCUUCCAUUGUCUUUUUUUAUUUAAAAAAAAAAAAAAGUUCUUUGUAGUCCUUGUCGAUGAAUCAUUUUAGUGUCAAUGUCACCUCUGUACAGUUUAUGUAUAAUAAAAAGAAAACAAACCUUUUUAAAAUGUUUGGUGGCUUCUUUUUAAUGAAAUGUCCACACGUAGGCCUCUCGACCAGCUGGGCCGUGCACUGGGACCCCUGACCCACACUGGGACCCCCCUCAGCAGGUCACAACAUACACAGAUAUUAGCAUGGGCCCCGUGUGCUCGUGGGACCCCCGUGCAACUGCCCAGCACGCCCAUGAGUUAAGACAGCCCUGCUCUCGACUGACGGCUCUUCAGGGUCUCCAUCACCUCUUCACCUUCUCCAGUCCUCUGCCCAGUGACUCCUCAAUGGUUACUCUUUCUUCUAUCGAUGGCUCUUCACCUCCUCUACUCCUUCACUCUCAACUACACCUCAGUGUCUCCAGUCCUCUCCAUGCAUUUCAUUCUGUGUCCUCCAUCUGUGUCUGACAUCUCCCUGACCUUUCAUUGUCUCCACUUCUUUGGGCUGAUGGCCGUUCACUUCU